AUGGUCGUAGUUUCGCUGGUUUGUGCCAUCGUCUGUGUGCCUGAAAGCCUUUUCGUCGUGGAGGUUGACACGAAUGAAUUGGUCGGUAGCUUGAAGGAUGCAAUCAAGGAGAAGAAACGAACGAGCAACACUUGCGUUGCCAGUGACCUGCAGCUCUAUCUAGCAAAAGAUAAUAGGACGUGGCUGCCUUAUGACGUUAAUCUGGACGAAUUGCUUCAGACUGAAGGAUUUCUGGAUUAA
Peronospora matthiolae is the source of this 240-nucleotide messenger RNA. NCBI's taxonomy places the organism in Eukaryota, Oomycota, Peronosporomycetes, Peronosporales, Peronosporaceae. The record is from the annotation of a GenBank genome assembly.